Pestalotiopsis fici W106-1 is the source of this 1779-nucleotide messenger RNA. Its product is annotated as External alternative NADH-ubiquinone oxidoreductase. Gene Ontology annotation, molecular function: NADH dehydrogenase activity. Bases 1 to 1779 code for a protein of 592 amino acids. The record is from RefSeq and is a predicted model, not a curated record. The transcript has 3 exons. Lineage: Eukaryota; Fungi; Ascomycota; Sordariomycetes; Amphisphaeriales; Sporocadaceae.
AUGGCUUCGUCUUCACGGGCCCUCACCCGGCUUGCCGGUUCUCAAUUGAGUGCCAGAGCUCAACCGCAGCUCAAUGCGCAAGCUGCUGCUGCCAGAGUCGCCAACCUCACGACGUCAUCUGCUGCCAGCAGAGCCACUCUGUCUUCCCCCAUCAUCUCCAGAAUCCAGCGCAACCAGACGAUAUCCAGCCAGUUCAAGAGGACAUAUGCCGACUCUGCCCCUUCCACUCCCCCUGCUGCCCCCAAGAAGCGCAAGAUCCGCUACUUCAGAUGGGCCUGGCGCUUGACUUACCUCUCCAUCCUAGGUAGCUUGGGCUAUGUCGUCUACGAUGGCUUCCAAGCACGCCACCCAGAUGACCAAUUCGUCCCUGACCCAAACAAGAAGACCCUGGUGGUCCUUGGUACCGGCUGGGGUUCCGUCGCUCUCCUGAAGAAACUUGAUACCGAAAACUACAACGUCGUCGUUGUUUCGCCGCGCAACUACUUCCUGUUCACUCCUCUUCUCCCGUCAUGUACUACUGGUCAAAUCGAGCACCGCUCCAUCAUGGAGCCUGUGCGCCAGAUUCUGCGUGCAAAGAAGGCUGCCGUCAAGUACUACGAGGCUGAGGCUACUCACAUCGAUCACGAGCGCAAGGUUGUCAAGAUCACCGAUAACAGUGAAAUCAAGGGUACCAUUACUGAGAACGAAAUUCCUUACGAUAUGCUGGUCAUUGGUGUUGGUGCUGAAAACGCUACCUUUGGAAUUCCCGGUGUCCGCGAGCACAGCUGCUUCUUGAAGGAGAUCCGUGACGCCCAGGCUAUCCGAACCAAGAUCAUGGACUGUGUCGAGACUGCUGCUUUCAAGGACCAGGCUCCCGAGGAGAUUGACCGCUUGCUUCACAUGGUUGUCGUCGGUGGUGGUCCCACUGGUGUCGAGUUUGCUGGCGAGCUGCGCGAUUUCUUCGAUGAGGACAUCAAGAAGCUGAUUCCCGAUAUUGCCGACCGCUUCAAGGUGACUCUGGUUGAGGCUCUUCCCAACGUCCUGCCCAUGUUUAGCAAGCAACUUAUCGACUACACUGAGAGCACCUUCAAGGAGGAGCACAUUGAGAUCAAGACCAAGACCAUGGUCAAGAACGUGACUGACAAGUUUAUUGAGGCUACUGCUACUACUCCCGACGGCAAGAAGGAAACCAUCACCAUCCCCUACGGUCUUCUCGUCUGGGCUACCGGUAACGCUCUGCGCCCCAUUGUCAAGGAUCUCAUGACGCAAAUCCCCGCCCAGAAGGACUCCCGUCGCGGUUUGGCUGUCAAUGAAUACCUCGUCGUCCAGGGUACCCGUGAUAUCUGGGCUGUUGGAGACUGCGCUGUUGCCGGAUACGCUCCCACCGCUCAGGUUGCUUCGCAAGAAGGUGCUUUCCUUGCCCGUCUCUUCAAUAACAUGGCCAAGACCGAGGCUCUUGAGGACAAGAUCCGCGACCUAAGCUCCAGCCUGAACCUGAAGCCCGGCAACGCUGCCGAGGUUGCCCAGGAGAUUGAGGCUACCGAGCGCCAGAUCCGCCGUGUCAAGGACCUUCAGCCUUUCCACUACUCCCACCAGGGUAGCUUGGCAUACAUUGGUAGCGAAAAGGCAGUCGCCGAUAUCGCUUGGCUCAACGGCAACUUUGCUUCUGGUGGAAAGAUGACGUACCUUUUCUGGCGCAGUGCCUACCUGAGCAUGUGCUUCAGCACGCGUAACCGAGUUCUUGUUGCUCUUGACUGGGUCAAGGCCAAGGUGUACGGUCGGGAUGUUUCCCGUGAGUAA